This is a messenger RNA of Pseudocercospora fijiensis CIRAD86, 982 nucleotides long. RefSeq lists its product as uncharacterized. The transcript has 2 exons. Gene Ontology annotation, molecular function: proton-transporting ATPase activity, rotational mechanism. NCBI's taxonomy places the organism in Eukaryota, Fungi, Ascomycota, Dothideomycetes, Mycosphaerellales, Mycosphaerellaceae. Gene Ontology annotation, biological process: proton transmembrane transport. Gene Ontology annotation, cellular component: proton-transporting two-sector ATPase complex, catalytic domain. The record is from RefSeq and is a predicted model, not a curated record. Bases 180 to 878 code for a protein of 232 amino acids.
CAUUGCUCCAACGACACCAUUGGAGCUCUACAAAGACCGGGACAUACCAUCGAACGCUCACAGUUGCCCUGCUUCAGCUGCGACCUGUAAUCACAAAGAUCCUCGAGCUCAUCGUGAGCCUGCCCCGAUCUCAUCCUCCCUCGAAGCUGCUUCAACAGCACCCUACGCCAUACACCAACAUGUCGCAAAUACACGCCAUGUCCGACGACCAGGUCAACGCUGAGCUGCGGAAGAUGACCGCCUUUAUCCGCCAAGAAGCUCUGGAGAAGGCGAGAGAAAUCCACCUCAAGGCAGACGAGGAGUUCAGCAUCGAGAAGUCCAAGCUUGUGCGCAGCGAGACCUCCAGCAUCGACGCAGAGUACCAGAAGAAGUUCACCCAGGCCGGCAUGAGUCAGCAGAUCACAAAGUCAACCCUCGCCAACAAGACCCGACUAAGAAUCCUGAGCGCGCGACAGGAACUGCUGGACGAGCUGUUCGAGAGUGCCAGCAAGAAGCUCGGUGAGACCGCGACGAAGGACAAGGCCAAGUACGAGACGGUGCUCAAGGACCUGAUAUUGGAAGGCCUUUACGCUUUGGUCAAUGAGAAGAAGGUCACAUUGAGAUGUCGAAAGAAGGAUGAGGACGUGGUGAAGAAGGCUGCCGAUAAGGCCAAGGAGGAGUACAAGAAGAGUAUGAAGCACGACGUGGAGAUCUCUAUUGAUCAGAAGGAGAGAGUGCCAGAUGAUUCAGCUGGCGGUAUCAUAAUCCUUAACAGCACCGGCAAGAUUGACAUCAACAACACUUUCGAAGAGCGAUUGCGACUGCUCGAGACCGACGGAUUACCUGCUGUUCGAGCGACUCUUUUUGGCGAGAACAAGAACCGCAAAUUCAAGGAUUAGAUCAAGGCACCAGGCUCGGGACAAAGUGGGAAUUGUACGAGAUAGGUAUGAGGGCCGUUAGGGCGGGUGCCACAUGUCGAAACAAUUAAAAUAUGUUACUACUG